Molecule: messenger RNA, 1181 nt
Organism: Choloepus didactylus (southern two-toed sloth)
Lineage: Eukaryota; Metazoa; Chordata; Mammalia; Pilosa; Megalonychidae
Gene: AP1S1
Product: adaptor related protein complex 1 subunit sigma 1
Exons: 5
Coding region: 89-565 (158 amino acids)
Biological process (GO): intracellular protein transport; vesicle-mediated transport
Cellular component (GO): membrane coat; intracellular membrane-bounded organelle; AP-1 adaptor complex
Molecular function (GO): clathrin-cargo adaptor activity
Source: RefSeq, a predicted model, not a curated record
UCAACCAAGAGAGAGAAAGGGUAAGAAAGGGAGCGGAGCUGGCGCCUACGGUGGCCGAAGAGGGACGCGCCGAGCCGGAGGCUGCAGGAUGAUGCGAUUCAUGCUGCUGUUCAGCCGGCAGGGGAAGCUGCGGCUACAAAAGUGGUACCUGGCCACAUCUGACAAGGAACGCAAGAAGAUGGUUCGGGAGCUUAUGCAGGUUGUUCUGGCCCGCAAACCCAAGAUGUGCAGCUUCCUGGAGUGGAGGGACCUCAAAGUCGUCUAUAAGAGAUACGCCAGCCUCUACUUCUGCUGCGCCAUCGAGGGCCAAGACAAUGAACUCAUCACACUGGAGCUGAUCCACCGAUACGUGGAGCUCCUGGACAAGUACUUUGGCAGUGUGUGCGAGCUGGACAUCAUCUUCAACUUCGAGAAGGCCUACUUCAUCUUGGAUGAGUUUUUGAUGGGGGGUGAUGUCCAAGACACCUCCAAGAAGAGUGUGCUGAAGGCCAUCGAGCAGGCAGACCUGCUGCAGGAGGAGGAUGAGUCGCCGCGCAGCGUGCUGGAGGAGAUGGGUCUGGCCUAGCCCCCAGCCUGGGCCAUGCAGAGCUGUGGGGAGCUGGUGCAGAGGUGGGGCAAGAGUGGCUGCUUCUCCCACGCCUCUCCAAGGGCCCUUUUCUUGGCGGAACCCAGUUGCCCCCCUGUGCCUCACCUUUUGGAGUAAGCCGUGGGCUCAGGACCCUUAAACGUUCCCUUCCACCCCCUACCUCGUGUUCUCCCUUUUCCCGCUGAAGGUUGAAGGAGUCAGGAGGUAGGAAAAACUGACCAAGACGGGGGUGCUAUUUGGCUUUCAUUCCCUGCCUUUGUUACCACAGACUCCCUCCCCUCCCUUAUGACUGUAAAUAUAUAAAUAUGUCAGGUUAAAGGGAAAUGGUGUUCAGGGCUCUUCUCGACCCCUUGCCCCCAGAACCUACCUCCAUCUCCCAGCCCCCAGCCAUCCAUCCAGGGCAGCUCCUGUGCCCGGGAGAGGGGCCUCUGUGCAGGGAGAGGGAAGGCCUUUUCCCUCGUCCGCCCCCUCUCCUCCUCGGCUGUGGUGGGCCUCUGCCCAGUGCCAGGGGAGAACCACAUAGGUAAUUUUUUUCUAACCUUGCCACCUUGAGGGAGGGGAAGGUCAGGGGGAGGGAGGGCUUUGUGGGAAAUGG